Populus nigra (black poplar) is the source of this 2200-nucleotide messenger RNA. Its product is annotated as protein DETOXIFICATION 44, chloroplastic. Gene Ontology annotation, biological process: transmembrane transport. Lineage: Eukaryota; Viridiplantae; Streptophyta; Magnoliopsida; Malpighiales; Salicaceae. The record is from RefSeq and is a predicted model, not a curated record. Gene Ontology annotation, cellular component: membrane. Gene Ontology annotation, molecular function: antiporter activity; xenobiotic transmembrane transporter activity.
AUGGAAGCCAUAAACAAACUUCUGGCUUCCAGCCCCUCUUCAUCUAGAUUUUUACUUUCCUUUCCAACCAAAAUUCAAAACACGCACACACAGAAAAAAAAAAAUUCAAACAAAAUGGCCACAGUAGCUCUCUCACUCAAGCUUCUAAGCAUACACAAUUUCCACACAAAUCCUUCCUUUAUUUCUCAAAAAAGAAACGAAAAUUUAUCCGCUCCUUUAAAAACCACCGUCCUUAGAUCAUCACCUCCUCAAAACAACAGCGCAACCACCAUCACCACCACCACGAAGACGACGAAAACGACGUCGCUUGAUAACAAUACCCCUAACGAACCGAAACUAAAACCGACUUCCGUUGACAGCAAACCUUCUUCAACUUCCACGUCAUCUCUAACCGAUUCGGUUGCUAAUCUGUUUACUCGUCUCAGAGAUGGAGUUAAAAUUGAUGAGGUUGGUGUGGAGAUUUUAUCAAUUGCAUUGCCGGCUGCUUUGGCCCUUGCUGCUGAUCCUAUUGCCUCACUUGUUGAUACUGCUUAUGUUGGUCAUAUCGGAUCGGUUGAAUUGGCGGCGGUUGGAGUGUCAAUUUCGAUAUUUAAUUUGGUUUCCAAGUUGUUUAAUGUUCCUUUGCUUAAUAUUACUACUUCCUUUGUCGCCGAAGAGCAAGCAUUGAUUAGCAAAAGUAACGAUGAUUCGGUGAAGGAUCAGGAAGGGAAGCGAGUUCUUCCUUCAGUUUCGACUUCUUUAGCGCUUGCUGCUGCUGUUGGUGUUGCAGAAACGGUGGCCCUCUCAGUUGGCUCGGGAUUCUUGAUGAAUAUCAUGGGUAUACCUGUUGAUUCACCAAUGCGAGUGCCAGCUGAGCAGUUUCUUACCUUGAGGGCCUUUGGUGCUCCACCCAUUGUAAUUGCACUUGCAGCACAAGGCACAUUUCGAGGAUUUAUGGAUACAAAGACACCCUUAUAUGCCAUUGGUGCCGGCAACUUACUGAAUGCAAUAUUGGAUGCAAUAUUCAUUGUUGUAUUUGGUUUCGGUGUUGGUGCUGCUGCAGUUGCUACAGUGAUUUCUGAAUAUCUCAUUGCUUUCAUCCUUCUCUGGGAGUUGAAUGACAAGGUGCAGCUAAUCUCUCCAAACAUUGAUGCAAGAGAAGUUGUCCGCUAUCUGAAUUCUGGUGGUCUUCUUAUUGGCAGGACCAUUGCAGUGCUGUUAACAAUGACAUUAGCAACAUCCAUGGCAGCUAGGGAAGGCCCCAUACAAAUGGCAGGUCAUCAAAUUUGCAUGCAAGUCUGGUUAGCUGUAUCUUUGCUUAAUGAUGCUUUAGCCAUCGCUGGCCAGGCUCUUCUGGCCAGUGGUUACUCCCAAGGGAAUUAUGAACAAGCACGACUAGUGAUUUAUAGAGUUCUGCAGAUUGGUUUGGUAACUGGAAUUGCUUUGGGUGUGAUAUUAUCCCUUGGGUUUGGAGCUUUUUCCAGUUUGUUUAGUACAGAUCCAGAAGUUCUGGGAGUUGUCUGGUCUGGCAUUUGGUUUGUUGCUGGGUCUCAGCCAAUGAAUGCUCUUGCAUUUGUUCUUGAUGGGCUAUAUUAUGGGGUUUCAGACUUUGGCUUUGCUGCCUACUCUAUGGUGCUGGUUUCUCUGAUUUCUUCUGUCUUCGUACUUGUGGCUGCUCCUGUAUUUGGUCUCACUGGAGUCUGGGCAGGUUUAUUUCUCUUCAUGACCUUGCGUGUAGUGGCUGGAGUUUGGAGGCUGGGCACAAAAAGGGGACCGUGGGAAAUGGUCUGGGUGAAUUCGCAACAGGAAAGCGAGUGAGAUGGCUCAACAGUGUAGGCUUGUGAUGCCAUACGAGGACAGGGUCCUACAACAUGGCGCCAGGAGUACUCAAGACGAGAUAUUGAAAACCAUCGAGCAACACGCAUCGGUGCCCUAGAUCAUGCUGUCUUCAUGGAACUUGAAAUGGAUUGCAUCUUUGUUGAUGGAGGUGGCUGUUAAAAGGGUUGAUUAUUACUGAACUCACGAGUUACACGACAGUGGCUGAUUUUAGAAAUAGUGAGCUAGAACAAAUUAUUGUAUAUGGAGAAUUCUAGUUAGGAGCUGAAAGGCCAAUUUUUUUCUCUUUAUAUAUAAAUAAAUAAAAAACUGUAAUUGGAGGACAAAUUUAGACAGAAACUUGCCAAGAUUUUGCAAGAGCUAUAGAAAUGCUCCUUUUAGUGCA